This is a messenger RNA of Vombatus ursinus (common wombat), 712 nucleotides long. RefSeq lists its product as uncharacterized. The coding region runs from base 17 to 712 and encodes 231 amino acids. The record is from RefSeq and is a predicted model, not a curated record. The transcript is spliced from 2 exons. NCBI's taxonomy places the organism in Eukaryota, Metazoa, Chordata, Mammalia, Diprotodontia, Vombatidae.
ACCACUUCUCACCGAAAUGGGAAAUCCAAGGCUUAGUCCACUCCGCUGCUGCCCCAGCACCCCCGGGGACGCGAUGCGGCCCGGCCGGGAGGGGCGAGAGCGGCUGUCAGAAGAGCCUCGAGGCAAAAAAGGCAGAGGGGCAAAAGGCGAAAGCACUGCCAUUUGUACCGCCCUCCGGGCUCCGCGGGCGCAGCGCUCCCCGAAGAGAAACUGGCCCGGGUACAGAGGAAGCUGGGGUUUUCCCGGAGGUCUCGCUCCUGUCUUCCUUCCCAGCAUUUGGCAGGAACGAAUCCCCUUACUGGAAAGCCGAAAGGUGGGGUUGAAGUGGCCUUCCCAAGGACAGAAAGUCUUGGACCGAACGAAAGGCGGAGAAGGAAAACUGUGCUGCCCCUGCAGCUGCCGCCGCCGAGCCCCGGCGUCCCCACCCCGCGCUUCGCUCUCCGAGGCCGCGUGGGCGGCGGGAAAGAAGGAAGACUUUCCCGCGUGCGUGUGGACCGGGCUUAGGACCGCGGCUCAUCCUCCACCCUCCCCACCCCCUCUCUCCAGGAUCUCGUGGGUCCGGAGGAAAUUCACCCCCCUCGGAGACCGAGCUAGACUCCACAUUUUCUCCCGGGUGGUCUGCGGGUCAAAGACAGGGCCCCCAGGUUUGAUGCCUGGAGGGGGAGAGGAGAGAGGUUUGAUGCCCUGGAGCAACCAUGGCCCUAGGCAGUAA